Messenger RNA from Misgurnus anguillicaudatus (oriental weatherfish), 3692 nucleotides. RefSeq lists its product as uncharacterized. NCBI's taxonomy places the organism in Eukaryota, Metazoa, Chordata, Actinopteri, Cypriniformes, Cobitidae. The record is from RefSeq and is a predicted model, not a curated record.
AGCUAUGCUAAAAGUGGUACCGCCAGACCUGGAGAUCAGCUGAAUGGAUUCCAAAAAGGUAAAAAUCAAAUGUUUAACUCUAGGGGAGCGGGAAAAUAAGCAUAUUUUCAAAAAAGUGGAGUGUCCCUUUAAGUAUAACUUCUACAAAGGUUGCAACUUUAAGGCUAAUCAUAAAACUACACAGAAUGAAACAUGUUGAUAAGCCAUCAAUGAGGUAUUUUGUAAUCUAAGUACAUUGUAAAAAGUGUAAAGUUGGACCAACUUAAAAAAAAAUACUUCAAUUGGUAACACACAAAAAAAUUGUUUUAGUUCUUUAGUUUCACUUCAGGUGAAAAUUUUUAUUUGGAAAAAAAUAGCGUUAGCAAUUGAAGUCAUUUUAAGUAAAGUUGAUCCAACUUUUUACAAUGUAAAGAAUCUGAAUUCUUAUACAUUGAUUUAUACGUCAGCCAAAUAAGUGCUGAACACACAAAAUGCAAAUAAAUUCACAAUUCUUGUUUUUUAAAAUAUGCUGCUAAGCUCAGGAAACAACACAAAUUUUGUUGUACCUUUUUAAGUAAUUCCUGUUUUGUGAACAAAAAUGGACUAAAUAUACUAUAUAAUUCUGUAUGAUCUUCUAUCAUUAAAGUUUACACAUCAUUUCAUGUGUGUUUUCUGUUUUAUGUCUUCUCUGCUACACAUUAAUACAGUAAUACAGUAAUGCACUGUUUUGAGUUUACUGUGAUGUCAUAAGUGACCCGAAAGAGAAGAGGAUGAUGGCUGCAAAGGAAGUGGUUUUAAAACAGUGCUGGCCUUAUCUCCUAUGUGCAACCACAAGCCUGAAUGCAAGGCACAGACAAAACAUGAGCGUGUGUUUAUGCGAGACAUUUAGUGCUUACUUCCUCUGACAAUUAUAAAAAAUGAAGUGAUAUUAUGGCAUGGUUUUCUCAGUUGAGAUGUUAAUGAAGUUCUUGUUUCAGUUGUGUAUGUUUCUUAGUGAUAUCACGAAUAGAGCCAAACAUGAAGAAAGUCAAAUAAAUCUUUAUUUAAACGUUUUACUUUGGACGCUUUAUUAAAAGUCCCACAUUUUGUAAAACAUUCUGCAUAGACUGCCUAAAGCAAAACCACUUCUUAUAUACAAAUAAAAACACACCUACUGUAAUGUACCAUUUUUUGACAUUUCAACGCUUUACAGGAAGUUGUCUUUUGUUUGAACAGAUCACAUCUGACCCUGCCCCCACCUAUAGAGCAGGGUGUUUUGGUUGAUAGUUUCUUUCUGUGCUGAGAAAAUGCAUUAGACGCCAUUAUACUUAUUAUUAACAGCAUGAGGAUCGAACGAAUCAACUCACAUCUUUUAUCUGAGCAACACUGGAUACUGAUAAUCUUCGUAUCACUUCUUACAGUUGUUUUGACAGAUGAGCAUGUGAUCAACGCUUUUUUGGGUGAUAAAGCUACAAUUAGGUUUAAUGUUACAGGAAGCACGAAAAUUACCCAGAUAGAAUUGAACAGGUGUACAGAUCAGAAGAUUUUUGUAUUCAGCCCUGAACAUGGACUAAAUAUUCAGGACCAGAACUAUGAUGGCCGUGUUUCUGCCGAAAAAACCCACAUUAUUUUGGAGAGAAUACAAGAGAGUGACUUUGGGACGUAUUGCUAUAAACUUUCAACUUUCCCACUUGGAAGUCUGGAAGGGAAAGUUAAGCUAGUGAGAGAGACAACAAAUGAUACAUCCGGUCCUCCCAUCAUAAUGAUAAUCGGCUUGACUUGUGGCAUAGGUUUAGCUGUAUUAUGUGGAGUCAUCGGUGGAGUUGUUUGCCAUAAGAAGAGACAUGUGGUGCACAUUGUACUGGAUCCUAAAAGUCUUCCUGUCCUGCAGAAAGAUCGAGAACGACCCAACGGCACACCCACACAGAGAGACGAAGAGGAGGACCAUAAUGAUGGCAAUUACCUGAAUGUUAUGUAACUUCAUUCAGUACAUCUGUAAUGUACACUACAGCAUUCAGGUGCACAUCAAUUCUAUGCAUGUGACAUUGAGGAAAGAAAGAAAGAAAGAAAGGGUCACAUAUAACUUGUAUUGCCUCGUGGUGUUCCGAUGGUGGCAUUGUACGAGAAAAAUAGAAGAUUAUAAGUGAAUCUAUAUUUGAUUUCCCCAUUGACAGCGUUGCACAGAAAUAACUAAAAAUUAUAAUACUGUCAUUCUAUUGUCAGCCCACAGUAUUUGUUAACAUAACGAAUGCAUUUGCAUUAUUAUUUAUUUUUCAUUUGUAUCUUUCAGGUUUCCAUUAAUACAUCAGUACAUAAAAUAUUUUUAACUAUAAAAUAAACAUACAGUGGAGAUUACAUUUUGAUACAUACAACAGAGGUGAUUAUAUAUUUUUUUGAAAGGAUUUUUUUAUGAAAUAUAUUGUUCAUCUUCAUCUCUCAGAAUUUUACAAAAAUAAAUAUUUUUACAAAAUAACCAAGGCAUUUCAAGCCUUUAUUUUGUGGAAAACACAGUGACUGAGCUGUAUCCACUUUAGCACGACACAAGACUAAAAUGUUUGUGGCUUAACUGUCAAAAAAUAGUUGAAAGUGCAGAGGCCAUUGCUUUAAAUGACUUCUGCACAUCUGCAGCCACAGGACAUCACAUGUUUUUCAUACUUCUCUGGUGUGAUCUUGUCCACUCCCCAGACUCUUUUACAGUUCAUUAACGGUAGUGGGUUUCUAUUACCUAUAAGUUUGAUUCAUUCAAGUCCCCUAUUAGGCUGUUUGUCCACAUAAGAAAAAUGCAUGGAAAGUGAAGAAAAAUGCAGAGACAAUUUAAGAAAAAUUGGUGCUUUACAAAACACACUGUGAUAAUAAUAAUAAUAGUAACAAAUGUACUCUGCUUAUUAGUCAGAAGAACCCUGAAAGGUUUUAACUUUUUAAACUUAUCAACAUGGAUGUCUCUUCCUCUUUGUAAAGCAUGUAAUUGCUAAACUUGUAAUCAGUUACUGAUCAAAGAAACGUUUAUCUUUCGAUGAUCAUUUUUAUCUUGCUCCUUUUAUGUUUUAAUAACAUCAUGUGCUGAUCAGUCACAUUAAUCAUGACACACAACAGUAUGAACACAGAUAAACUUCCUAUUGAAACAUCUGAUACAUUUACUGUAAAAAGCCACAGAAUUAAUAUUGUUAAAGAAGAUGAUAGCUAAAACUAAAAACAUCCAGCUUUGCUGUUUGGUCCCUGUCAGCAUAUUUUGCCCCAGUAUAGGCUAAAUGUGUUAAAUAAAAACUAUGUAAUGGAUUGAGUUUACUCUUCUGUGUUGCAUGCUGAAAAAUAUUAGUGGUUAUUUGGGUGCUGUUAAGUCAUUUCCUAUAAAGACCAAUGUGACAACUAAUCGAACACUGAUAAUGCUCCAAAACACUUAUGUGGUACAUUUUCUCUUUCAUUACUCAAUGUGUUUCACUUUGAAUGCCAUAUGUCUGAGCAUGUUUGAAUUGUUUAGCAUAUACUUUACAUACAUGAAAAAUAUAAAUAAUAAUAGUAGAAGUUUAAUAAAAAUGUUAAAACAGUAAUAAUAAGACUUUUUUAAAAUGCAUUAGAAGGCAAAAAACAUUAUAUAGGAAAUAUCAACUAAGACUCUUAGUUUUGUUGCGUGUAAAAUAUUAGUGGUCAUCAGGGGUUAUAUUAAGUAAUUUCCUGUAUUAACCAAAUGUUUUUGUAUAAAUCAUCAUCAUGACAAUGUAUUUAAUAUCUGAUAU